This is a messenger RNA of Williopsis jadinii, 2418 nucleotides long. It is a transcript of the gene SEC10, whose product is annotated as exocyst subunit SEC10. Lineage: Eukaryota; Fungi; Ascomycota; Saccharomycetes; Phaffomycetales; Wickerhamomycetaceae. The record is from RefSeq and is a predicted model, not a curated record. Gene Ontology annotation, biological process: Golgi to plasma membrane transport; exocytosis. Bases 1 to 2418 code for a protein of 805 amino acids. Gene Ontology annotation, cellular component: cytoplasm; exocyst. The transcript is spliced from 2 exons.
AUGAGCUAUUUGUACGAGUUGGAUCCCAAGAUCAUGAGAUUGUUAUCUCUUGAUAACUUUUUGGAUAACAUGAGCGUGUACGAGUUCAUCGAGGAACUGAGUAAAGAUCACUCGAUGGGCGUGAAGGAAGUGAGCUCGCUGAAGAAUCUUGAUCCUAAGCCGUUCAUUAGAACGUUCGAAUCCACGCUUAGGGAGUUGCACAGAGUGUCUGCGGAGGCUGCUGAGCGGAGAAGCCAGCUCGAGAAGGAGGUUGCCAAGUACGAGUUGGACCACUCGAGAAACAUCCUGUCGUUGGCUGAAAGAACGGAAUCGGUACAGUCGCAGUUCAAAGCGUUGGAUGAUAAGGUUACAAAGGUUUCGCACGAGAUGAAGCCAUUGACUGAGAGCUUGAACCGGAAAGUGAGUGCUAAGGAGAGAACACAGGCCACUGUUUCCCUCAUCCAGAUCUACAACUCGUUCUACCAAACAGGCAAAUCGCAGGAGCUCGAUAAGUUGAUGAACGGCUCGAUAAAGAGCAAGAAGACGUGUGCGUCCACUGUAGCACAGCUACUCACCCUUUCUCAGAAACUUAUAUCUGACGACUUGCCGAAAUCAGAUCAAUGUCAUCAGACCAUCCAGAAAUAUUCAGAGACAAUGGAGAAUUGGUUGUUGGAGGAGUUUAGUGAGAUGUACAAGGAGAACAACCAUACUGGUAUGAAGAACAUCUCCGACAUCUUGUGUGAUUACAACGAUGGUGUCGGUGUUAUCAAGAACUUUGUCAAUCAGCACAACUACUUCAUUAACGCAGACUCUCUCCAAUCUGCCCCAGUGGAUGAAUCUGUGUGGAUAGCGCUAUCAGAUCCUGCAAAUCAAGAUCUAUUGCAUGAGUCCUUUUGUGAUGAUUUCCUCCUCCAGAUUAAAAAGGUUAUCCAUGAUGAAACUGUCGUGAUCCUACAGGUGUUUAGAGACCCUGUGACCGUGUUGGGUCUAUUCACACAAAGAGUGUAUGCACAACAGAUCCAAACUAAAGUGGAGUCUCUAAUCAAGGACUCGUACGCUGUGAGUACGUUGUCCUACUUGAGAACUUUGUAUUCGUUGUAUAUAACAGUGGCUUCGUUCACAAAGGACUUGAAAACUUUCUUCCAAUCUGCAUUGGAGUCCAAUGAUGCCAAGUUGGAGGAUCUAUUUGCAAUCCUGGACCAGAGUUUCUCGGAUUUAUUCACUCAACACAUUGCUGAAUCCAAAUACUUUGGGCUAGAAAAGAAAACGUUAGAAUCAAUUAUCUAUGCCGAAGUUUCUAAGUAUGAAACAGCAAAUGCUGGGAAAGUUUCAUACAAGUUGAAAUCACGCUUGGCUAACGACUUGAAAGGCGGAGAAGAGGACCGGUUAGAGGCUGAAUUCGAAAGUUUAGAAAGAAAUUCAAGAGUUGGACAAUUGAAGAGUUUUAUGCGUUCACAUCUUGAACGUACAUCUUCUCUCAAAAAGGGAGCUGAGGUUACUGAUGAACCUGUUCCGGAUACUUCGAUGGAUUUGGAUGUCUCGAAGGCUGAAGUGCUAUUGAAAUCGAGCGUUGAGUCAUUGUCCAGAAUGAUUGAGCUCACGCCAACGAAAGUCAGCGAACACUGUAUAGAUAUCUUGGAAAUUGUGACGAUAAAUCUUGGUAAGACCUACCUAGAUAUCGGCCUUGAAGUGUCGUACACAGAACUCGGACAUUUGGACUACAGAGCGGACUAUUUGGAUUUGAAAUUCUUGUCCAAUAUUAGAAGUGCUUCUCAGAUAUUGUUCUUGUCAUCGUCAGGUAUCAGAUCAAUUGUAUUGCCCUUGGUGAAUAACACUCCACAAAUCAGGGAAAGAAUUGUCAAGUAUACGAACAGUUAUGCUAUGUCGGUGGAGCAGAAAAUCAAUAUAAUCUUGAACGAUCUCUUGGUCAUAUUUCAACACAAGGUGACGAAUUGUCUCUCUAAACAGAAGAGAAAAGAUUUCCUACCCAAAGCUGGAGAACUGGUAGACUCUGAUACCCUUGCCUGUGAAUCGCUCUGCCAGUUCCUCUCUGAUACAUUUGAACAAUUGGAAGAACACCUUGACAGCGAGAACUUGAAGUCUAUGUUGCUUGAACUUGGUAUGUUUACUUUCAACCAACUCUUUGAGCACUACAAGAACUACCAGAUCAACUCCAUGGGAGGCAUUGUUGUGACAAAGGAUAUUAUCUCCUUCCAAACCAUCAUUGAAACGUGGAAGAUCCCAGAACUUUCUCAGAAAUUCCAACUGUUGAGAGAGAUUGCCAAUCUGUUUACUGUUCAACCGGACCUGUUAGGCUCCCUGACAACGGAGGGACAGCUCAUGCGUGUCAAGCCUUACAUUUUAAGACAGUUUAUCUCAAAGAGAUCAGAUUAUAGCACCGAAACGUCGUAUUUCGGUAAGUUGAGAGGUAUGAUCUAA